Messenger RNA from Penicillium angulare, 207 nucleotides. RefSeq lists its product as uncharacterized. Bases 1 to 207 code for a protein of 68 amino acids. NCBI's taxonomy places the organism in Eukaryota, Fungi, Ascomycota, Eurotiomycetes, Eurotiales, Aspergillaceae. The record is from RefSeq and is a predicted model, not a curated record. The transcript has a single exon.
AUGGCUUAUAGUUGUGGCCGACACCAGGUAUUCAAUGGCGGUGGGCUUGUAGCUAGUGGUAGUGAUCGUUUCAAUGGUCACCUAAGAAGUGAUCAGCGAACAGUGACAGUGGAUGUUGGAAAGCUUGAUUCAACUUACCGAUGGUACUUCAGUCACGGUCACUAUACUGCUGGCCUGAUCGCUCUACACAUCAGCCUGGCUCAAUAA